AUGCCAGGGACACUCUUGCCCCCGAGAUCACACCGGCAGCACGCAGAGAUGGAUCGAUCUUCUGCGUCCAGGCCCGACCUCUACCUGAUUACCGAUCAGGAUGUUAUCUACGAACAAGAUCUGCUACGCGACGCAACCAGUGUUAGGCCAUGGCUUGCGUACAUCGAAUUCAAGCAGCAAAAUGGCACCCUCUAUGAACAGGCAUUCGUUAUGGAGCGUGCCUGCAAGCAGUUGCCGCGCUCAUACAAGCUCUGGAAAAUGUAUCUCGAGUUCCGUACAAAGCACCUAAAUGGUCGCAACCCUACGGUAUACCGCGCCGAAUACCAGAAGGUUAACGCCCUCUUCGAACGAGCUUUGAUUCUCCUCAACAAAAUGCCGCGCAUCUGGGAAAUGUACCUUUCAUUCCUCCUCCAGCAACCCUCAGUGACACAGACUCGACGAACAUUUGAUCGCUCUCUACGCGCUCUGCCAGUCACCCAGCACAACCGAAUUUGGAGGCUUUACAAGGGCUUCGCCCGGUCUGCUUCCGGGCCAACCGCCGUCAAAAUCUUUGCGCGGUACAUGCAAAUUCAUCCCGAGAACAUUGAGGAGUACAUUGAGCUGCUCGUGGAAAUGGGCGAAUACACAGAGGCUGUGAAAAAAUUCAUGGACAUUCUCGACAACUCUCGCUUCCAAUCCAAGAAUGGCAAAAGCCCAUUCCAACUGUGGACCGAGAUGGUUGAUUUGCUUGUUUCGAAGGCCAAGAAGAUCCAGACUGGACCACAAUCCGGAAUCGACGUCGAUGCAAUUCUCCGCAGUGGUAUCCAGCGCUUUGCAGACCAGCGGGGCAAGCUCUGGGCUGGCCUGGCGACUUACUGGAUCACCAAGGGUAACUUCGAGAAGGCGAGGGAUGUGUUCGAGGAGGGAAUCACUACUGUCAUGACUGUCCGUGACUUUACCCUCAUAUUCGACUCCUACGUCGAGUUCGAAGAGUCCAUCAUUGGUAGCCUGAUGGAAGGCGCAGCGGUUCGAUCUGAAAAGGACAAGGUUGACGAGGAAGCCGACUUCGACCUUGAUCUCCGCAUGCUGCGCUUCGAGCAAUUGAUGGAUCGCAGACCAUUCCUCGUCAAUGAUGUUCUCCUGCGACAGAACCCUCAUAAUGUCAUUGAAUGGGAAAAGAGAGUGGCACUUUGGGGAGAUAACAAGCAAGAAGCUGUUCAAACAUACACAGAUGCCAUCUCAGCGAUUAGUCCCAAGAAAGCCCAUGGAAAGUUCUCCGAGCUUUGGAUCAAUUAUGCCAAGCUUUACGAGAACGGUGGUGACUUGGGCACCGCAAGAGUCAUCUUCGACAAGGCUGUCAAAGUUCCAUUCAAAUCUGUGGCGGAACUGGCAGAGACAUGGUGUGAAUGGGCCGAAAUGGAGCUGCGCGCUGAAAACUUCGAAAAGGCAGUCAGCGUCAUGGCCAAGGCAACACAGGCACCUAAGAAAUCAACUGUGGAUUACUUUGACGAGAGUCUCUCCCCACAACAGCGAAUCCACAAGAGCUGGAAGCUAUGGAGUUUCUAUGUCGAUCUUGUUGAGAGCGUCUCGUCCUUGGAUGAAACUAAGGCGGUAUACGAGCGAAUUUUCGAGCUUCGCAUCGCGACACCUCAAACUGUUGUCAAUUACGCCAACCUCCUGGAAGAGAACAAGUAUUUCGAAGAGUCCUUCAAGGUAUACGAGCGAGGACUGGAUCUUUUCACGUAUCCCGUGGCGUUCGAGCUUUGGAAUUUGUACUUGACCAAGGCCGUGGAUCGCAAGAUUGGCAUAGAGCGUCUUAGAGACUUGUUUGAGCAAGCCUUGGAAGAAUGUCCGCCGAAAUUCGCCAAGUCUCUUUACUUGAUGUACGGCAGCUUGGAGGAGGAGCGAGGUCUCGCCAGACACGCGAUGCGGAUAUACGAACGAGCUACUCGGGCUGUGUCCGAUGAGGAUCGAUUCGAAAUGUUCGAAUUCUACAUCACCAAAUCUGCUUCUAACUUCGGUCUUACAUCAACAAGGCCGAUUUACGAACGUGCCAUCGCCGCUUUGCCCGACCAGGAGGCAAAGGAAAUGUGUCUCAAGUUCGCCGAAAUGGAACGUCGACUUGGCGAGAUCGACCGUGCUCGUGCAAUUUACGGUCACGGAUCUCAAUUCUGCGAUCCUCGGACAAGUGCUCACUUCUGGAAGAGGUGGGAUGAAUUCGAAGUCAACCACGGAAACGAGGACACCUUCGGUGUAAUGCUUACUACCAAGAGAAGCACGCAAGCUAAGUUCAAGUAUGUCCUCCCUUUGAGUUUACUAUCUGCAAAUAUUCGGCUGACCGUCAUAAUUAGCACCGAUGUCAACUUUAUUGCGUCCCAGGCCAUUGCCAGGAGCCAACAGGAGCCCCAAGGAGCCGAAGGCGGUGACCAAGAAGGUGCUGAUGCCAUGGCUGAAUUGGAGCGUCAGGCCCGGGCCCCAGUUGGCUUUGUUGCUGCUAGCAGCGGACCCGAGGGAGGCAACCGUCCUCCGGCGAACCCAGAACCAGCUGCCGCAGCCAACCCCGAUGCUAUCGACCUUGAUAUGGAUGAGGAUUAA
Penicillium salamii is the source of this 2574-nucleotide messenger RNA. The record is from the annotation of a GenBank genome assembly. NCBI's taxonomy places the organism in Eukaryota, Fungi, Ascomycota, Eurotiomycetes, Eurotiales, Aspergillaceae.